Ostreococcus tauri is the source of this 408-nucleotide messenger RNA. Its product is annotated as unnamed product. The transcript has a single exon. The record is from RefSeq and is a predicted model, not a curated record. Lineage: Eukaryota; Viridiplantae; Chlorophyta; Mamiellophyceae; Mamiellales; Bathycoccaceae. Bases 1 to 408 code for a protein of 135 amino acids.
AUGGCCUCGCACGAUUCUUCCAAAGAGCAUGCCCGUGGAUCAGAUACUAGUAACGAUAUCAUCCGUACCCCUGGGAACCUCAUGGUUCUCCGCGAGAAAUUUGAACCGUCCCGCAAGUCGCUCGCGUCAAAGGACGUCAUCGAGAUCGCGCGAGAGUUACAUGCUCUGACAGACAAAGUAAACGACAUGCACUCAGAAAUGAUGAAAUUGAAAGGGCAGCUUCUUGAUGCGUUGAGCGACAUCACCAUCGAUAGAUUGAAGCCAAGAGAGGAUUGGAAAUCUGUCACGCCAACAACGGCGCGAAGUCCUUCGAGGUUACGACCAAGCCCAAAAAUUGCCGAGCGCGUCAGCGCACUUCUCAAUGGACACCAAGGUGCGCUAGAAUCUAGUGUUUUUGAUCGCAUGUGA